Ostreococcus lucimarinus CCE9901 is the source of this 606-nucleotide messenger RNA. RefSeq lists its product with no specific name. Bases 1 to 606 code for a protein of 201 amino acids. Gene Ontology annotation, biological process: coenzyme A biosynthetic process. The record is from RefSeq and is a predicted model, not a curated record. Gene Ontology annotation, molecular function: dephospho-CoA kinase activity; ATP binding. Lineage: Eukaryota; Viridiplantae; Chlorophyta; Mamiellophyceae; Mamiellales; Bathycoccaceae. The transcript has 2 exons.
AUGUCGCGCUCGACGACGCGACUCGGGCUCACCGGCUCCAUAGGCAUGGGCAAGUCCACCGUCGCCGCCAUGUUUCGCGACCUCGGUGUGGCCGUCAUGGACGCCGACGCGGUCGUGUACGAUUUAUACGCCCCCGACGGCGCCGCCGUCGCCGUCGUGGCCGAGAUGUUCGGUGAUGGCGUCUUAGACGCCGCGACGGGGGCGAUUGACCGCGCGAAGCUCGGGGCGAUCGUCAUCGGGGACGACGCGAAGAUGCGCGCGCUCGAGUCGGCGGUGCACCCGCUGGUGGAACGCGCGAGAGAGGCGUUCGUCGAGGCGCACGCGAACGAUGACGUGGUGGUGUUUGAUAUUCCGUUGUUGUACGAGAAAGAGUACGAGGCGAGCGUGGAUGCGGUGUGCGUGGUGAGCACGGGAGACGAGGCGACGCAGCGGGCGCGCGUGUUGAAACGCGACGGGAUGACGGAGGAGAAGUUUAAUGGGAUCGCGGCGCGUCAGAUCCCGGACGCGGAGAAGAGGGCGAAGGCGGAUUACGUGAUCGAUACGUCGUGCUCGUUGGCGCAGACGCGGGCGCGGGUGGAGGAGAUUUUGAGUCUGGUGAAGUCGUAA